GUCACGAGAUUCAUGCGAUAAGGAACAGGAUGCCACAAAAAGUAUAAAUGCCAAUGGUGGUCGAGGUGAAUAUUCGUCAGUCCGCAACUGUUACAAUCCAAGAUGAAGUUCAUCGUUCUUGCCGCCCUUUUCGCCUGCGCUAUGGCUAUGCCACAGCGCAUGAUUCUGCCCCGCUUGCCGGCUUCGGUCAUCAUGAAGGGAAAAUACCAGCUGAUCCCAUCCAACAAGAUUGUUGGAGGAACAGUUGUUGAGCCCAACUCUCUUCCCUUCCAGAUUUCUCUGCAGCGUCGUGGUGCCACUGGUUCCUACUCCCAAUCUUGCGGUGGAUCCAUCCUCGAUGCCAGCGUUAUGAUCGAUGCUGCCCACUGCGUCCGAGGAGUUGAUGCUACCAUCUUCCGUGUCGUCGCCGGUGAACACAGCCUCCGUACCGAUAGCGGUCUUGAACAGAACCGUGAUGUCGUCAGCUUCACCAUGCACGAGAACUACAGACCAUUGACCUUCGAAAACGACAUCUCCCUGCUCUUCUUGGAUGCUCCAUUGGACUUGAGCGUUCCCUCUGCCCAGCCCAUUGCCCUGCCACCCCCAACAUCCGAGUUGGACCCACCUGCGGGAACCAUCGUCACCGUUUCCGGAUGGGGAACCACUAGCUCCGGCGGUGUCAUCUCCGACACACUCCGCAGCGUCGAUGUCCCAGUCGUUGAUGAUGACACCUGCAACCGUGCCUAUGGUGGAACUACUGCCAACCCAGAAGUCUACCCAUCCAUGUUGUGCGCUGGUGACAUCAGCAACGGUGGCAUUGACUCUUGCCAGGGUGACUCUGGCGGCCCUCUCUUCACCGGCACUGGUGCUACUGCCGUCCAACACGGCAUUGUCUCCUGGGGUCAGGGAUGCGCUUUGGCUGGUUACCCUGGUGUCUACACUCAGGUGUCCUUCUUCUUGGACUGGAUCGCCGCCAACCGAGGUUAAACGUUAUUAAUGUACCGUGCACAAACUUUUCCUAUUCCCAUCCCCAUAAAGCAUUUGUAAUGCGCCAUCCUAUGCCAAUGUCAUCUUUAAUACUUUGUUCGCAUCCGUACACUGGCAUCAAGUACUAAGCACAAAUAAACUGCAUAGGGACGCAAA
Molecule: messenger RNA, 1122 nt
Organism: Daphnia carinata
Lineage: Eukaryota; Metazoa; Arthropoda; Branchiopoda; Diplostraca; Daphniidae
Product: trypsin-1-like
Exons: 8
Coding region: 103-966 (287 amino acids)
Biological process (GO): proteolysis
Molecular function (GO): serine-type endopeptidase activity
Source: RefSeq, a predicted model, not a curated record